AUGGCAAACAGCGAGGCGAGUUGUAAAGCGUCUUUGGCAAUCCUCACUUGUCUUAUUCUCGCUGAAAUGAAACCUACCUCCGGAUCCUAUGUAUUGUUCACACUGAUAGAAACGUGUAUUGAAUGGCUCAAGGAAGUUACGCCAUCAGCUCACAGUCGCGACGACGCCAUAGAACACGUUAUUCCUGCUGCCAAGAAGGAAACUGUGUUGACUGUCAGCUUGGUGUCACUAAUGGCUGUUGCAUUUACUCGAAUUACGGAAGAGAACAAACAGUUGAAGCUACUUAUCAACUUUCUAUAUCAAUUAUUGGGGCUUUACGCAGCACUUGAAUGGAUUGUAUCCGAUGCUGUCGACUGUGCACUCGCCGAGAUGGCAACGGCUCUGGGUCUGUCAGUGUCGGAAUUUUUAUACAAAAAUGGGUCAUAUAUCGUUCAUCAUGUCGCCGUAGCCACACAGUCUCGUUCUGAGCACGACCAUGCUCCCGUGGUGUUUUGCGCUGUCCUGGACAAAGUUGACGAUAGUCGAUUAUACAGUAGUGUGAAACAUAUUGUUGAAGAUUUACUGCGAGCAUUAGAUAUGUUCAAGCAGGAAUUUUGCAUUUUGGUCAUGCGUUCUAUGCUUUCCUUCGUUAAGGCGAUAGGCAGAUGGUUCCCCGAUUUGAAGCCAUUGCCGGAGGAGGAAAACUGCAGUGGAGACGACAAUGAAGAAGUUUUGGAAGCUAAAGGAAAAGCUCUUCCACCACCGAUUUCAGACGUUGAGCGGAUUUUGCUAAGGACUAAACAUCUGAUGUCGUCAUCACAUCUUCCUAUACGAUUACUAGCAAUGAGUAUUCUUCGAGAAGGUCUAUACGUACUUCGGAAUUUCGAUGACGCAUUGUUGCCCAUGGUCCACCAGAACUGGGAAACGCUAGUAAACAGAUUUUCGGACAAGGAACUGGAAGUAUGUCAGGAAGCUAUCAAGGUUGUGGUGCAGAUGGUUAAUGUGUCGAAAACGUUCGUGUAUCGCCGUGUGCGAUACCAGCUGUGGCCUGUACUUGAGAAAUGGGUGAUCCGCGAUCGUCUUCAUACAUUUGCUAAGGGAACAUCGUCAUACAAACUGCAGCUGUUAGUAACACAGAGUGUCGCCGACAUUUGGAUUGGUAUAGAAGCUCUUCCUGCGGAUGCAGAGCUGGUUCUUAGUAUAUUAGCGCAGAUAGGUCAACAAUCUACCGACACGCAGCUAAAAACGGAGUCCGAAUUGGCUUCCGAGCGACUUAAAUCUUACCUUCGAGAGAGGGCGCGAAAUGAUGGAAGAGCUGCACUUUAA
Cooperia oncophora is the source of this 1305-nucleotide messenger RNA. Lineage: Eukaryota; Metazoa; Nematoda; Chromadorea; Rhabditida; Trichostrongylidae. The record is from the annotation of a GenBank genome assembly.